GUAACGGAUGCAUCGAAGUCGAUGAAUUCCUUCAGGCCUUCCGGAAACACAUGUUAAACCCUCGUGAAGAGCGUGAAUUGCGAGAAGUGUUCGGAGUAUUUGACAGGAACGGCGAUGGCUUGAUUUCGGCAGAAGAUUUGCUUAUGGUGAUGCAUUCACUGGGAAUGAAACUCAACGAAUCCGAUGCCAAUGAUAUGAUACGGGAAGGAGAUGUCGACCACGACGGGAUGAUAAGUUUCCACGGUAAGAGUUAUGCCAGAGUGAUAGAAAUGUGA
This is a messenger RNA of Angiostrongylus costaricensis, 275 nucleotides long. Lineage: Eukaryota; Metazoa; Nematoda; Chromadorea; Rhabditida; Metastrongylidae. The record is from the annotation of a GenBank genome assembly.